This is a messenger RNA of Acanthaster planci (crown-of-thorns starfish), 1490 nucleotides long. RefSeq lists its product as uncharacterized. NCBI's taxonomy places the organism in Eukaryota, Metazoa, Echinodermata, Asteroidea, Valvatida, Acanthasteridae. The record is from RefSeq and is a predicted model, not a curated record.
AACAUCAAAAUGCCCCUUAAUAAUGAAAUUGUUGCGCUACUUUGUUCUCGUAUGCCUGCGGGACAAUGUCACCAUCAAAGCUAAGCACAUUCCUGGCGUUCAGAAUAACAUCGCAGAUGCACUGUCCCGUUCACAGAUGGCAAGGUUCAGACAGCUGGUCCCUUCUGCGGCUCACGCAGGGUUGGAAAUACCCAGUUUUCUCUGGCAGCUUUGAAUGCUGAGGCCGAGCAACUCCUAGGGGCAUCUCUAUCUAGGAGCACCUGGGUGAGCUACGAUAGAGGGGUGACCAUGUUUCAGCAAUUUCGCCUUGAAGUUGGGUUACAACCAUCAUGGCCUGCUCCAAAUGAGCAUGUGGCUGCUUUCAUUGCGUUUCUUUCCUUAAAAGGAAUGGCACCACCCACAAUUACUUCUUAUAUUUCGGCAGUGGCAUUUGUUCACAAGUUGAAGGGAUGGGCAGAUCCCUCCCAAAAUUUUAUAGUACAGAAACUCAGAGAAGGUUGCCGCAGGCGGAAUCAACAGUCUGACACUAGACGCCCCAUCACUUUAGAUUUGUUAGAAAAAAUUUGUCAUGUCACAGGGUCAAUCGCGAAAUCGAAUUUGGAGGCUUCCCUGUUUCGCGCAGCAUUUGUGCUGGCCUUUUUUGGGUUUUUCCGAGUGGGGGAACUGACUGCAGCUAGCAUGCAGACAGAUUGCUCACAGAUCUUGGGAGUGGGCGAUGUGUGGUUUGUGGGGCAUGACCAGCCGGUGAUGCUGGUCAGACUCAGGUAUUCGAAAACUGACCAACAAGGUAACUCGGUGACAUUAAAAUUCUGCCCCCACACAAACGCGCAAAUUUGUCCAGUGCGCUCGGUAACUCACUACUUAACAUUGCGCCCGCCCUUGGGCCACUGCCUGUUUGUGCAUGCAGACGGCACCCCCUUAACGGCAUACCAAUUUCGCCACAUGCUCAAAAAGUGUCUGGAAAUCCUGGGAGUGCCCACUUCUGGUUUUAGUGGCCACAGUUUCCGCAUUGGGGCUGCCACUUCGGCAGCCUUACAGGGCAUGUCAAUUCCUGACAUCCAAUCUGCGGGCCGGUGGAGAUCAGCAGCAGUAAAUAGUUACAUUCGGCCAGAUAAAGUUUGAUCCAUACCCGUGAUAUGCCAAAAGUAGGCCUCUCCCUAUUAAUUACAACUACCAUACUUGUUGCUGGUUGUGUUUCUUUUAUUUAUCCAAUACAGGGGUGGUAAGGACUUGGGUGAUAGGUGACAGCAUAGUGUACUGGGCAGGGAAGGCCGUGUCCAGGGGCUCUCCAUCACACCACAUCCAAUGGUUCGGCAUCCGAGGAGCUCGUUUGGCAGAGUUAAUCCCCACUCUCAAUAGGUUAUUAAAAUCAGGGCCUGCACCUCACGCCCUCGUCAUUCAUCUAGGCACAAAUGAUCUGUUCUCCUCACCAAUAAACGAAAUCCGGGAAAAAAUUGAGGAGGGCCUCCUGAAAACCCGCAGUCUGUUGC